AUCGCUUGUCCUGAGCUGGUUGCCGGGGCAGGGGCGGAGGCGGAGGCAGAGGUGGAGGCGCUUUGAAAGGUGAGAGCGCGAGGGCGGUGCGGGGCUGUCUCCCGGCUGGGACUCGCUCGCGCUCCCGGUGCUAAUGGUUUAUGAGAGGGGCGGGGGAAGCCGUGCCUCCUCGCGGACUAAGAGAAAAAUUCCCGCGGGCGCUCUUUGGGUGGGCCGGAGAACGCCCCUCAGCCCUUUGCGCCUCUAACCCUCCUCAGCUGAGCUGCAGUGGGCGCGGUGCCCGUUAUUUCCGCCUUGGGGAGGUGCUUGGAACUGAUGUAGGGAGCUCGGUUGGUGAUUUCUCGGGUUUCUGGCCUUUCCAGACCCUUGUAAUUGUUUUCUCGGUGCAGAGCUCUUUUGGGGUCUGGGGGUUUCCGUCGUCCUGCGCGCGUCAUCGCGAAGCUUGGCCUGAGGGUCCGGUUUCCUAGCUACUGUGCCCCUCCCUCCUGGAGGCAGAGUGACGGACUAGUGGGCUAGCGGGCGCUGGGUUCCUGCGUCCCGCCAAAGAGGUUUGUAAUCAUGAAAGUCACCCUUCCGGGUGUUAAUUCCUGAGAGGAUCUAUUCCACUGUCUACCACUCAUUCCUGCUGCAUUAACCUUCAUUGUUAACGGAUUUUAAUGAAUAAUAUAGUUAUCCCGGAUACCAUGCUGGCAGGAUCCACUUUGCGAAAUUGUGGACUGUUGGACUGUGAUUCUAAGUGGGGGAAAUAGGCUUUCCUCUCUUUAUGUUUAUUUUCUUAUAUCCUAUUUCUGUCAUGUUCUGUCUUGUUUUCCUGCCAAUAGAAGAACUAUGAUAAAUUUAUUCAUAGCAGUGUGAUAAGAACUUGAUCUUAAUCAUACACUGUAGCCCUCAAAUCGUGUAUUAUGCUGGCUUGUUUUUGGUGUCCCUAGUAAUUUCAUCAGAUUGUGAGCUCCUUGGGAGCAGAGACCAUGUUUAUUUGAAAUGGUGGCAGCACAGUUCCUAGCAGGUGCUUGCAUUUUGGUAGAUAUUCAAUAAUUAUUUUUCGGCUUAUUAAUCUUUGCUCUCCAAACUGCCAUAUAAAAGAAAACAUCGAAGAGGAGUGAUGUUUUACACCCAAGAAUGGAUCCCUCCUGGUAGAAUUUCAAAUAAUGACCUGGGGUUCCACUGCCUUUCAAAUCUGUAAAGUGUUAACUACCACCUGCAUUGUUUAUACAGCAAGUAGGUGAUUUCUAGAAUGAAUCUUUUCUUGAGUAUGAAUUAACCUCAAAGUUUAGAAGGAACUAUAUUUCUUCUGAUGAGAAAGUCAAAUGGCAUCAUCAAAGUACUUUUAGCUAUAGAGUUACUGUGUUAGAGAAAGAACACAAGCAAUAUGGAUUAUUGUCUUUAAUAUAUAUUCUUUGGCAGAUAACAUAGCUAUGUAUGUGCAUCUUAUAUUAACCAUGAAACACAAAGAUGUGAUAGUAUUGAUCAUCUUCAUUCACUUAUUUAAUGCUUUCUGUUUGGAGUCUCUGUUUUUCUCUUUGCUUAAAGGUAAGGUAUCAUUACAGAAGCUCGAUAAAAUUCUCAUUUCAGGAAAUUAAGUGUAUAUUCAACAUAUACAGAAGUAACAUUCAUUUGCAUGGAUUCUCUUUUGAGUAGAUUCUGAAGACCAAGAGGUAUCUUACCCAUCAAACUAGCUUUCCUUCACAUUUCUCUUCCGAGGUUCACUCACCUUUUCCCUCCGUUAUCAUUCUUCCCUUCCCAGCUAAUAUAGUAAAGCUACCUACAAUUUAAAAAGAAGAGCCAAACAUAUUCAAAGUGUCUUUCCUUUUCAGUAACAGAAUUUUUUACCUUACUGAUAUAAAUGGUCAUUUUGAAAUAUGAGAGACCCUGGCAAUUUGGCAGUUGGUCCAAUGAAACCUGAUUUAUUUUGUUUAAAUAAAAGAUGCUGCCUCAGGCAUUCAAAUUCUGCAGUUUUCCAAAAUAUGUUUCUCAUCAGAGACUGCCUUUCUUUGAAAUUUUACUUUUGGGCUCACUGGGGACUCCUUUAAAUUUUGCAAUUGGUGUUAUUAAUAAGAUGAUAAGAGGGAAGUCUGCAAAUACUCUUUUCUUGCCUGGUGGAUAAUAAUUUACAGAAGUUUCUGGCCUAACUCGUGCAGUAAAAUUCGGUUACAUAAUUUUUUAAAAAAGCAUAUUUGUAAACUCUAAACCAUUUUAAUCGUUAUUUUUCUGAAACUAAAAUACAGCAUGAAUGAGAGAUAAAAAUAAUGAUUUUUAAAGGCUUAAUUUUUACUAUCUUGUACAAAUGUGAUAUUGGCAGCCGUCAUUGUGUGGCACUGGACGGGGAAUCAAGAGACCCGGUUUCUAAUCCCUGCUCUGUCACUAACAAGCUGCGUGAUCUUCGGUAAGUCAUUUAAACUCUAUGUCCUUGGCUUUGAUAUUUACACAUAAAAAUAGAUAUCUUCCUUCUAGGAUCAUUGUCAGGAUUUAAAAAUCAAUGUGAAAAUGCACUAAAAACUUAAAGUUUCUUUUAUGGCUUAACUGUGCAGUCAUAAGUUUUUAAUAGUGUGAUUCUUAAUCAUUUCCACCAUUGUCAUAGGAAUCACCUGUUUCAUGAUAAAUAACUGACAUUCUGGGCAUGUUAUAGUUUUGUAAGAUAAUCAUCUAGUGUAUAUGAAUUUGCUUUUGGGUACUAAUAAAAAUCAUCGUUAACUUUAAUGUUCUUUACUGUCCAUAUUUGCUUUAGUGUAUCUACUGCAACCAUAUUUGUCAUUGUUUUCAUAAAUGUUUUUUCAUUAUUUCUCCCAAUUCAAACAGGUUUAUUAGAAAGCCAUGCUUUGUUAUUACAAUGUGAUAUACUACACGUGCACAUAUGCACACUUAGCUUACGCAAAUUUAUGUGUUUACAAAUACUUUUUUGUACUAUACAGCUUAAAAAUGUAAGAUGCCUAGUUCGUGUGGUGCUAAACCAAAGAAACAGUAAGCUGCUUAAAACCUGGAGGAGAAACUGGGUGGACGUAUUGUAACGCAGUAUAGUGUACACAAAACCAUACUUUAAUAUAGAGAUUUUUUUAAAGGGUAAUUUUGACUACACACAAUUUUCAUCUUUGCUGAUUUUAAUAUAAGCCUUUUGUAAGAUGCAACCCAAGGGUAAUUUCAAAUAGCAGACUGCCCUGUUGACCAGAAUUUGUUAGAUUGCUAUUACAAUGCUGAUUAUAUUUUAUAGCAAUUACUGACAUAAGGUUAUACUUUGGGCAAUGGCUCAUGCCUGUAAUCCCAGCACUGAGGCCAAGGUGGGAGGAUCACUUGAGGUCAGGAGAUCAGGACAUAGUGAGACCUCCAUCUCUACAAAAAAUUUAAAAAUCGAAACAUAUCGCUUGAGCCCCAGGAGUUCAAGGCUGUAGUAAUCUAUGAUCAUGCCACUGCACUCCAGCCUGGACAACAGGACAAGACCUAUCUCUUAAAAAAAUAAAAGUUAUAUUUCAUCCUACACGCUAUAAUUUCUGCUGUAUAAUUUUGGCAGCCCCCGUUCUGAUUUUACAUGAGGUGUUAACCAUUAUACAGAAAGUCUUAUUGCCGUAUAAACAUACCAGAAUUUGUACAAUUAAAUGAGCUGUAUCCUCUCUUCCACAAUCUAUAGGAAAAAAGUAAUCCUCUUGGAAAGCUGGAAACAUAGUCCGAUUUUUUAUAGUGUGUGGUUUAUAGAAAGACUCCAGGAAUAUUCUGUGCUGUGGUGGAAAUAUUGGAAUAAUCAGCCUCAUAAGAAGCUUAAGUGAAAAUGAUACAUGUUAGAAGACAUGAAACAAGGAGAAAUUCUAAGAGUCACGUGCCUGAGCAGAAAUCUCGAGUUGAUUGGAGGCGAACUAAAAGAAGUAGUAUCUCACAAUUACUUGAUAGUGAUGAAGAGCUUGAUAGUGAAGAAUUUGAUAGUGAUGAAGAGCUUGAUAGUGAUGAAAGUUUUGAAAAUGAUGAAGAGCUUGAUAGUAACAAGGGACCUGAUUGUAAUAAAACACCAGGAAGUGAAAGAGAGCUCAACUUAAGUAAAAUUCAAAGUGAAGGAAAUGACAGUAAGUGUCUCAUUAACUCUGGCAACGGUUCAACAUAUGAAGAAGAAACGAACAAAAUCAAACAUAGGAAUAUUGACUUACAAGAUCAGGAAAAACAUUUAAGUCAAGAGGAUAAUGAUCUCAACAAACAAACUGGACAAAUAAUAGAGGAUGAUCAGGAAAAACAUUUAAGUCAAGAGGAUAAUGAUCUCAACAAACAAACUGGACAAAUAAUAGAGGAUGAUUUAGAAGAAGAAGACAUCAAGCGAGGAAAAAGAAAAAGGCUAUCCUCUGUGAUGUGUGACAGUGAUGAGAGUGAUGACAGCGAUAUCCUAGUUAGAAAAGUAGGUGUUAAACGUCCCCGUAGAGUGGUUGAAGAUGAAGGUUCUUCAGUGGAAAUGGAGCAAAAGACUCCUGAAAAAACAUUAGCUGCACAAAAGCGAGAAAAACUUCAGAAGCUCAAAGAACUCUCAAAACAAAGAUCUCGUCAGAGACGCAGUAGUGGUAGAGAUUUUGAGGACUCUGAAAAGGAAUCUUGCCCAAGCAGUGAUGAAGUUGAUGAGGAGGAAGAAGAGGAUAAUUAUGAAUCUGAUGAAGAUGGAGAUGAUUAUAUUAUCGAUGACUUUGUAGUGCAAGAUGAGGAGGGUGAUGAAGAGAAUAAAAACCAACAAGGAGAAAAAUUGACUACAUCACAACUGAAAUUAGUAAAACAGAAUUCUCUUUAUUCUUUUAGUGACCACUAUACUCAUUUUGAAAGAGUUGUGAAGGCUCUUCUGAUCAACGCUUUAGAUGAAUCUUUUCUGGGAACAUUAUAUGAUGGCACAAGGCAAAAAUCAUAUGCAAAAGAUAUGCUAACAUCUCUUCAUUAUUUGGAUAACCGCUUUGUUCAGCCUCGUCUAGAGAGCUUGGUAUCUAGAAGUCGUUGGAAAGAGCAAUAUAAGGAGCGAGUAGAAAAUUAUUCUAAUGUAAGUAUUCAUUUGAAGAAUCCUGAAAACUGUUCCUGCCAGGCUUGUGGACUGCAUCGCUACUGUAAAUAUUCAGUGCAUUUAUCAGGAGAGUUGUAUAACACCAGGACCAUGCAAAUAGAUAAUUUCAUGUCACAUGAUAAACAGGUGUUCACUGUUGGCAGAAUUUGUGCCAGCCGUACCAGAAUUUAUCAUAAACUGAAACAUUUUAAAUUCAAACUAUACCAGGAAUGUUGCACCAUUGCAAUGACAGAAGAAGUUGAAGAUGAACAAGUUAAAGAAACAGUGGAAAGAAUUUUCAGGCGGUCAAAAGAAAAUGGCUGGAUUAAGGAGAACAGUUCUUGUGACCUGAGAGUGAAGAAGCACCUGGUGCCAGUCUGAGGAAAGGAUCUCGGCUGCCAGUUCUAAUACACCCACAUCCUCUUCUUGAGGACAUGGGACUGAGCAGUGAGCACUGUAACUGAAGAUCGAGGGGAAUGCAGAGGUUUCAGACCACAGCACUGAUUUUGAUUCCCCCAUAUCCUAUUGAUCACUAAAUUUGAUAACAGGAGUAAAGUGGGGGUUUUGAAGAGUGCACUGGAUUCCCGAAGAUCUGCUGGCAGCUUACAAGCUCUGGUCUGCUCACAGAGCUUUUAGAAUUGUUUAUGGUAUAUGGAAAGAAUGCUAAUACGACUGCAGUCUUCUAAAACAAGUCUAGUUACAUGAAUGUAUAAGAGAGAACAAAUAGUAGAUUUUCAGGCAACUCUUAUCAACAUUUAAUCUUUUAAAGAAAAGAAAAAAGCCUAACUUGAGAUCCAUUGCCUGGACUAUAUCAUAGGGAAAUUUGUAAAAGAGGAAUAUAAAAAAUAAGGCAAGAGAGCUUAGGCAGAUGGAAAGAAAACAAAACAGAAACUUUUUUAGCACAUGUCAUAUUUAGUGGAGGUCUCCCAGUCUAGAUAAUGACAUCAUCACUGGUUUCCCUUUGACAAUUUUUCUCCCACCACAAACCACCACCCAGUGAUCUUGCCUGCCCCCCACAUCUUGAUCCUUAAGUCUUUCUCUCAUUUUAUUCUUUUCAGCUUUUUGUCUUUUACUUUGCUUCUACUUCUCCUACUCCAAAUGCUUCUCCCUGCUUAUCCGUACUUUUUCAUUUGCUUUAGGAGAGAGCACUUAUUCAAUAACUUCCCGUCUUCAUUUUCCUAGACAACAUUAAAUUCUUAAGUGCUUUUAUUGAUGCCUUUAAGUGUUGCCAACCCUCUAGUGGAACUGCAAAACCUAUUGGGAUAGCACAGUUAUAAAGAAUUAGAUACUAGGUAUAGAAAAAUCACUGUGCAUAUACUGUAUAUGUUAUAUAAUAGUAUCAUAUAUGGGGAAGAACUUUAAACUUCUUGAAGAAAAAAGCAUUUCCAAAUCAUGUAUCCUAGAAAAAGCUUAACAAGGUUUAGGACACCAGAAGGGACCUGGAAUUUUAAAGACGUUAUUCUUUAUGCAUAACACUUGGCAUUCUUUUCUUAGGAAAAGAAAGGAGCUUAGGCUUUCUUUUCAAGAAAGCCAAGUGUCAUGUUAUACAUAAAGAAUAACAUUUAGCAUUAGGCAUUGAAGGUAUUUCAAGAUUGUGCAUGUCUAGGACAGUAUACACAUUUUUUUCCCCAUGAAAAUACCAAAGACCUUCAUUUUUUUGAGAUUUCUCCACUUAAAAAAUUUGUUCCUAGGUUUUCUCAAAAGAUUUCCUAGAAACCACAGAGGUUUAUAGCCAAUAUAAACCCAUUUGCAGCUUUUUGUGCUGUAAUGAAAUUUCAAAAUUUGUCACGUGCUCUGACAUUUCCCAUCCUCACUCUGUCUGUCCCUCUCACUGUGUGCCUUUGAGUGAUAGCACUGCAUGUACUUUGUGAUGUGUGCUGCCUUUAGCUACAGUCUGGUAGUCACAGUUACUCUAACCCUUUAGAAUGCCUGGGGCUCAGUGUUACUUGAAUGCCGUCUCCAUGGCACUUUCCGCUCAUAUUUCCCAUUUAUGUCAACCCCUUUUGUUGCCUUACACGUACUAUUUGUUCCUGUCUUUCUGCCUCCAGCUUGUAUUCCACACCUUACUUUUUCCCUUACCUGCUUCUUCAGCCAUUUUACUUUAAUUAUCUCAGGAUGUCUCAGCAUGUCUUCCCAAAGACAUGCCAACUAGACUGACUUCAUUCUUUUUGUUCUUCCUUCUAAAGGUUGAACUAGGGUGAUCCGUUUUUAAUGUAAUGAUACUAAAGGGGUGUAGGAGCAACUUGAGUAUAAGAAAAGAAUAGAUAAUAGGAAAAUUAUAAUAAAACCAAAAUAUUUAAUAAACAUAAUAAUGCAUGUCUUAUUCUAAAGAAGAGUUCAAUAACAUACUCUAAUAUGACACUGGCAAAAUUCUAACGAAUAUUUGUUCAUUAAGAAGAAAGUGUAUAUGAUGAUGGGACUUCCUGGGAAGUUGAAGAUAGUAUUGUUGGGAUUGGCUGGUGGAUGCAUAAACACCAGGUAGUAAAGAAAGCAUGUCAAUAGAAGUAUCAGAUGCCCAUUCAUACUGUAAAUACUGUGUGUAAAACUGUUACAAGUGACAGUUGUAUGUAAAUUUUAAAUGCACUGAUAAAUAUUGUCAUAUACAUAAUAAUUUAAAAUUAUAAUUAGAUAUCCCUUGCCUUCCUUAAACGCUUCUCUUCUUUUUCCCCUCCUUUUCAACUUUUUCCCUUGCCCCUUUUUUCCCCACCCCUUAAACUGAUGUUUCUCAAAGCAUGGCCCUAAACUACCUAUAUCAGAAUCACCUAGAAGUUUUUGAAAAGUGUAUAAUCCCCUAGCCUCAUCCCAGAUUUAUUGAAUGACAAUCCUUGUGGAUGUUAAACAUCCAAUAUUUUUAGCAUUGAUGAUUCUUAAAUAGAUAAAAGUUUGAGGAUCACUGCUAAAAAGUACCCGUUAACACUGAAUUCUGUCCUCAUCCUCUCAAAGUUGCCUUGGCGAAUCAAUUCCCUUCUGCAGUUGUAGCUACUACUUCUGAGUAGAAGAUUCCAAACUUCUCUUAUAUUCUGACCUCUUUCCCACACUUCAUUUCCACAAUUCCAACUGUUUUCAUCAGUAGGUCCAUCAGGUGUUGUAAGAGAGUAGUCUUCACUAUUAAAAUAAGUAGUCUUCACUAUUAAAACCCUCCAAAUGUUUAGUAAAGAAUUAUGAGAGCAGUAUCUUUAGGUAGAGAGGAUGGCAGAGUAAUACUAACUGCAAUGUCUGUGAGUUUCACUUUCCAAGUUUUUUUUUUCUUGCCAAAGCUGCAUCCUAGCCACACCAUUUAAAUCUCAGAAACAGCAUACUCUAAACUGGUUAAAAGUAUAAGCUUAAGUAUUUGCUUUGCCACUUACUAGCAGUAGAAUUUGGGAGCAAGCUAUUUUAUUUCUCUUAGCCUAAGUUUUCUCAUCUGUAAAGUAGGAACAAAAACAGUAAUAAUAAUUAGGGUUUUGAUUGUGGAGAUUAGAUAUGUAAUACGUUUUAAGCAUUUAGUAUAGGACCUAGCAAUUAGUAAGUGAUUGAUUAAUCUUAGCUGUUACUUGCAAUAAAAGCAAGUAACCUCCUAUCUUAGUAUAGCUGAGAUAGAUUUUAAUUGUCCUAGCUGUGUGUGGUGGUGCACAGCUGUAGUCACAGCUACUUGGGAGGCUGAGGUGGUAGAAUCGCCUGAGCCCAGGAGUUCAAGGCCAGCCUGAGCAAGAUAGUGAGACCCUGUCUCUUAAAAUAAUUUUUUUAAUUUUUAAUUUUCCAAAAGAAAUUUAAUAAAUAAUAAAGGAAUAUGAGGAAAGGUAAUAUGAGAAACAUAAAAAGUCAAACUUUUAAAGUAUAGGUUUCUAAUCCUAGAGUACUUUACUUAUAUCUAAUAAAACCUAUCUAAGUACUAGGCCAAAGAAAAUUCCUAAGUAGUCCCUAGGCUAUUUCCCCUUCUGUUAUGUGUUUCCAUCUUUCCUGAGAAGGAGAUCCAGUCAGAUAUCAUACGGUUAUAAAAAAGAGUUUCAUGGCCUUCAAGGUGUAGAAGGAAAAUGCACUUCUCAACAUUCCCUUCUGUAGGUCCCUAUCACCACAAAAGUCAGGGUCACCAGGAUCCUCUCUCAUUUCACUGAAGAUUAAAACACAGUUCAUAAACAGAGUCAAGAAACUAGUAUGUCAUUAAUCCCCUCACUGAAAUAAAUACUUUGAACUCUAUAUGUCUGAAACUGAAAUCAUGAUAUCUUUCCCUCGCACAAACAACCUGCAAAAGAGCCUGCCAUUAUUCUACUCUGUCAACUUUGAAAUCUCUAAAUCAUUCUUGACCCCUCUCUUAACUUGUUACACUUUGUUCUUUACUCUUCAUCUUCAUUGCCAUGACUCAGAUUUGGGCCCUCAUGACCUAAAUUGUUAUCACAGACCCAUAACUAGUUGCUGAACUAUUCUAGAAUGAAUGUUUUACCGAUUUUCUUAAAAUACACCUGAGAUCAGUUCAGUCCCCUGCUCCAAAACCUUUAGCAACUUUCCAUUACCUGUCAAAUGAUUGUUCAAUUCUUUAACCAGUAUUUUAUAAUUUUUGUUCUCUGAACUCAGCCUCUUUGGUUCAGUCUUAGCUCUCUCUGUUCUCCUAAAAAUACUCAGGUUGUAGUCAAAUCCCAUAUUUUCUUGUCACGUCACUUUGAUGGACUGUUCCCUCUUACUGAAAAGUCUUGCCACCAACUCUUUGCCUACCAAAUCUGUUUUUCCAGGACAACUUAAAUGCCACUCUUUACUGCUUACCUCAACUAACCAUGACCUAUCUUCUGAACCCUCAUAACAGUGUCUGUACCUCUUUGGCACUUAUUACUGAUUGUUAUUGGUGUAUUACUACUGAACUGUAUUCUCCUUAGGGGCAGGAAAAGUAUCUUUUAAAAAACACUGUACCUAGACAGUCAUUAGCAGAGCCUUUGAUAUAUAUGUUCAACAAACUUUUUAUUAAGUUAUUGAGGUUACUACAUUUCUACUGUAAUCAUGAUAAUAUAAAAAUUAUAAUUUAAAACACAGUUAUAAAAUUAAUAAUAUUCACUUUGAUCACUUUCCAAUGCUUUCUAUAUGGAAAUAUAUGAGUUAUAUAUGAGUUAGGAAUGCUUAUUUGAAAUUAAGUUCCUGUUUAUCAUAAAAAGAUUUUUGUUCACGAUUACCAUGAAAUGGACUUAUCCUAAUUGUGUCUGUAGUUUGCAAAGGCCCAGUUUGUCUUCAUUGCUUUGAGUAAAAUAACUAGCUUUUCUAUUGUAUAUGCAGAAAUAUGGUCAACUUGAAGAAUAUCUCAAUUUUGCGGAUUACUUUCAAGAAGAGAAGUUUGAGUUGUAACACAUUUCCAUCAGAGAAGAUUUUUUAAAUUCCUGUAAAUGUGAAGAUCAUGAUUCUUGUUUUUCUGUAUCAUGUGACAUGUUUGUACAUUUUAUCUAUAUCUUCAUGGCAAAAUAUUUUGUUUAAAACAUGAUUAUCUUAAUUCCUGUGAAGUGGCACUCUACACUCUAAUUAAACUUUUAUCUGAUGUACAUAAAAGCAUUAUCUUAAUUUUUAAGUCUGUAAAUAUAUUUUAAAGUUAUAUAAUAAUGGCUUUAUAACAGAUGACUGUCAAGUGAAUGAGCUGUUGAUAUCCUGUCAGUUUAGUCAAAAUAUAUUGUAUCUUAAAAAUGUAUUUAGACUAACGUCUACAUGUAUUUUUACGGAAUUCCUGUCCAGAUCUGUUUAUUCUUUUACAGUAUUAAAUGAUUUUCACUAAUAUAUUUUUUACUGCUAUCAUCUAAAUCAGUGGGCCAUGGAAGAAACCUCAUAUAUCAUUCAGUUCAAUCCCAUUGCUUCAGAAUCAGAUCAUAGCAUAUCUAUUCUAAGUAGAGGAAUGCUUUUUUCCUUUUCUUGAAAGUUUCUCUUUCAAAUAGAUUUCAGGCCUCUAGAGUCUUUCAACCCUCACAUUCAGGAAUAAUUUUAUGUAAAUUUUCAUGCUUUAUAAUGUUCUUACUUUUUUCUAUUCAAUUUUGUCUAUAUAUUGAUGAUUAAGAUGUAUUUUAUUUAUUUUUAUCCAUAGCUUUUUCCAUAUAAGUAUGUAUCUUAGGGUCAGAACUGCUGAAAGAGACAAACUCAGCCAAAAACACUUGGAAAGCAUAUUUUGGUAUCUGCAUUGCUUUGCAUAUCUAAAUUUUCCCAUAAAGUAAUAAAGUAAAAUGGUUGCAGAGUGAA
Molecule: messenger RNA, 11170 nt
Organism: Homo sapiens (human)
Lineage: Eukaryota; Metazoa; Chordata; Mammalia; Primates; Hominidae
Gene: CCDC82
Product: coiled-coil domain containing 82
Exons: 9
Coding region: 3758-5371 (537 amino acids)
Source: RefSeq, a predicted model, not a curated record